Messenger RNA from Drosophila mauritiana, 1107 nucleotides. RefSeq names its product prisilkin-39. The transcript has 4 exons. The coding region runs from base 92 to 670 and encodes 192 amino acids. The record is from RefSeq and is a predicted model, not a curated record. Lineage: Eukaryota; Metazoa; Arthropoda; Insecta; Diptera; Drosophilidae.
UUGUCUUGGUAUCCAAAGCUCUCUUGCCGGAAAGUCUACCGUUCCGCCGUAUUCAGAUUGUUUCAUUUUAAAAAUAGUUAAAUCCAGUGUCAUGUUCAUCAAGCUAUUUACCGUAAUGUUGGCCGUAACUGGAGUCUGGAGUGCCGCGCUCCCAGAAAAUCAGGUGGCAACGGCCACCAGGACGACGACAGGUGAUUUGGCAACCGCCGAGACUUCGGCCAAGUUGUUAAAUCUCUUUGGAACUGGCUCUGGAUAUCCGAACUAUGGCUACAACUACAAUCGCCCGAGCAACCCCUACUAUCCCGGCUACAAUACGAACUACUACGGGUCAUCGGGAUACUAUCCCGGCUCGGGAUAUGGAUCUACCACCUACUAUCCCAACCAGGGGAGCUACGGUUCCGCCGGCUACUACCCAACUCAGGGCUAUAACUAUUAUUCCACUAGCAGUUAUCCCACCACGAACAUUCUGGGUAGUCAAGGAGGCGGAUACGGAGGAUAUGGCGGCUACGGAGGUAAUGGAGGUCUUAGGCAAUACUCGGGCUAUUGGCAGCGGGAUUAUCAGGGCCAGCGGAAUCGUGGAUAUGGCUACUACGAUGAUACAGAUCGGUUAGGCCUGCCCAUCUCGAGAGAUCGUUCCUAUGGUUCGAGUUCCUAUCGCGGCUAUAACUAAGCUAUGUGCGCAGCACUUUUGGCUAAAGCCGCCGCCAAGAACUUAACCGAAUGUUACACUCCGGCACGCAUCAAAAUCAACACACAAAAAGAUCGUAAAACUUAUAUAAGCAAUUUAUUAGCCAACACAUCUCCGAAGGCGAAAUAACCCCCGAGUCGGCAAACUUUAACUGCAUCGUCGCACCGAAAAUAUCUUCAAGUUUCUGCGAGGAGACAAAGUCUGUGCUGCAGCAUCUUGAGUACUAAGCCUUAAAUUUUACGUAAAGUCAUGUUUAUGUUUUCCCCUUCGGCAUCUGCAAGCUCGUAAAUCCAGCGGAGCAAAGUUUUCACUUGAAUUUUCCGGGGAAAAGUGCCCGAGUCCCUUUGCCAGUUGAGCAUGUGCCGAGAGCAAUUUGUGAUAAGCUAAUAGAUUUCCCCUGUUAAAUAAAGCAAUAUUUU